Molecule: messenger RNA, 1907 nt
Organism: Menidia menidia (Atlantic silverside)
Lineage: Eukaryota; Metazoa; Chordata; Actinopteri; Atheriniformes; Atherinopsidae
Source: the annotation of a GenBank genome assembly
CCAAGAUGACAUGCUGCUAAGUCCUCAAACAGCUCAGUUUAUUUCUUUUUUUUUUAAAGUUCUGAUCACAUGAUCAAACUAAUUAGUGCAACACACGGUAUAUUCAUUCCUAGCAGUGAUGACAAACGGGCAGGAGAAGCUGGUGAAAGGCGACAGUUAAAGACACGGACAUGAGGCUUAUUCCACUCUCAGUCACUGAUUUUCUUUUUCUCUUUCCCACAUCUUUUCAUUUAUCUUUCAGUUGCAGCUGCUGAUCCAGAGAAAAUCGAUGUGCAGGCCCUUCACAGACAGUGUCCACGUUGAUCCACACCGGUGUGUGACGAAUAGACGAUUCUGUACGCGUUUAUAAGGGGACGAGGAUAUUUGGAGAGACGCUCAAAAGAUGCAGUCGAUAAAUGAGACUUUGCACAGGAGGGACUCAGGAAGGCAGGACUGUCACGGAAGGUUUUAGGGAAAGAAAAAGAAGAAUAGCCUGAAUAUCACCAGAAACACAACAUUCUUACCUUCAAGUUACGGGCUUGGAGCAGACAGUGCUCUCGGGAUCCCGGCGGCUGGAGGAUGGCGCUGACGGGGCUGCUGCUGCUGGAGCUGGGGCUGUACGCCAGCUGCUUCGUGUGUGGGAUCGUCGCCGCCGCCUCCAUCACCAUCGUUCAGGGGAACUUUGGAGGGCUGUGCAUGCUGUAUGGCCUGGUCAGCUACAAUGCGACGGCAGACCUCAUCGGAGUCCAGUCGUCCAGCUCGGCCUCCCUGUGCUAUUUUGUCUCAGCCAUAUCCAUCAUGGUGGCGGUGGUGUGCUUCUCCCUGUCUCUGUACUGGGUUUACACGCUGUGCAUCGAGGGAGACAUGAGAAGGGAGCGCAUGUGGAUGAACCUGAUCAUGGUGGUGUGUGGCGUCUUCUUGUUCUUCCUGCUCAUCACAGGCUGCAUGUUGAAGAUCGGGCGGGACUCGCUCUGCGACUCCGUACUGCACACCGUCCACAAUAUUACCAGAUGUGAAGAGGCCCAGAUGAGAAAGUGGGUGAGCCCUCUUCAUGGCGAGAGGUUCUACAGCAGCCUGCACAAAGCAGAGACGGCGGUGUGGGUCAACUUCUUCUUCUGGAUCAUCAUCGGGGCUUUGGUGGUCAUUCAGAGGCGCCAGAGUUCCGGGUCAAAGGACGUAUCCAGCGACCAGUGUGACUCGGUGGCGGUCAGCGUGGAGUCCCUCCUGAGCGACGCCAAGAGGAUGCAGGUGCAGUGCCGUGAGCGGAGCGAGCAGCUCUCCGCGGCCGCCCUCCAGCUGCGGGAGGAGUCCGCCUCGCUCCGGGAGCAGUGCGAGGCCGCCCAGCUGGACAUGGCUCGAAUCCGCCGGCAACUGGACGAACUCCUUGACACCAAGGCAGCCUUUGAAGCUAGGGAGAGGCAGGCCCGGAAACUCAGCAAACACCUGUGAGCACACGGGGGAGGAGGGAGGGAUGCUGGUGUGCUGAACUGUGGGGGCAGCAUCCCAUUCAAAGAAAACGUACGCGUGUGUAAAGAGGAGGGAGAAAAGCGGUGGAAAGAAAGGAAAGGGAAUGCGUCUCUGGUCAGGCAGAGGCAGAAAAGGGAAGAGAAGAGAGAGAGGUUGAGGGAGAGACAGUGGAAGGAGGGAGGGAAAGGUGAGAGCAAAAAGAAAAGGAAUGAGCUGAAGAGAUGGAGUGUUGUUAUGGCACAAUGUAGACUAGUCGUUCAGCAAUCUGAGAGGAAGCAACAGGAUGCUUUCGGUUUGCAUUAGAACAGAGUAGAAGCAGAUCCAGGGACAGGAGCGUGUUGUGAUUAUUCUCCCCUGGUUUAGCUCCUCUUGGCUUUUUGUGAAACACGUGAAUAGCUAUGAAUGUCCCCAUCUCUUCUUCCCCCCACCUUUGACUUCAAAUAAACAGUUUUGACCCAUCA